Messenger RNA from Aureobasidium namibiae CBS 147.97, 483 nucleotides. Its product is annotated as cytidine deaminase. The coding region runs from base 1 to 483 and encodes 160 amino acids. The transcript is spliced from 3 exons. Lineage: Eukaryota; Fungi; Ascomycota; Dothideomycetes; Dothideales; Saccotheciaceae. Gene Ontology annotation, cellular component: cytosol. Gene Ontology annotation, molecular function: zinc ion binding; cytidine deaminase activity. The record is from RefSeq and is a predicted model, not a curated record.
AUGUCUGCUCCAUCUGUUCCUAGCAAGCCUCAACACUCGCGCCAUGACACUGCGCUGAUUCACGGUCUUUCGACCUCGGAGGUCCAGGCUUUGUCCGAGGCUUGCAUUGAAGCCAAGGAGAGAGCUUACUGCCCUUACUCCAAGUUCAGAGUCGGUGCCUCCCUGCUCUUGAAGUCAGGCCAAGUUAUCCGCGGCGCAAAUGUCGAGAACGCAGCCUACCCUGUAGGCACCUGCGCCGAGCGCACCGCCCUGGGCACUGCUGUAGUGGAAGGCGCACGACGAGGAGACAUUCGCGCUCUUGCUGUUGCCACAGAUAUUUCUCCCCCAGCAAGUCCCUGUGGCAUGUGCAGACAGUAUAUCCGGGAAUUCUGCGAGCCUUCGAUGCCCAUUUUGAUGUAUGACAAGGAUGGAAAGUCUACGGUGCUCACGCUGGAGCAGCUUCUGCCCAUGAGCUUCGGACCGGAGAGCUUGCCUAUGCAUUAA